UUAAUGUGUAAGUGCCCGGCCUAUGUCUCACUAAUGUAGCUGUAUUUCCAAUGGAUACAUGUCAUAUCAAAGUGGAAUCUAUCAAGGGGAAUGGGAGAGGUUUGGUUGCCACCAAGGAUUUUAAACCUGGGGACACGGUAUUGGUUGAAAAGCCUUAUGCAUUCUGCUUGUCUCGCUCAUAUGAAGGAAACAGAUGUGAUUACUGUUUCUCAAACAAAGAGGAUCUCCGUCGAUGUUCUCAGUGUAAACACCAGAGAUACUGUAAUACAAUUUGCCAGAAAGCUGCUUGGAACUUACACAAACACGAAUGCAAGAAUCUUCUGAAAUUGACGACAAAUGCAUUUACACUGAGACCGGAAGCGAUUCUAUUAUUAACCAGACUUCUCCGUAAAAUAGAGAUAGAGAAGAAAGAAGGUAGACAGCCAGAAAAGACUGAUGGAUUUCCGCAAAGUAUUAACCAUCUAAUAGAGAUUUAUGAACUUUGGGAUGAACAACAGAAAGUACGUUGCGAAUUUGAACGUAGGCAGUUGGAAUUAUUUCUUGGAAAGAAAAUAAUAAAACAAGAAUUCAAUCAGCUUGCCAGUCGAGUAUACUGCAACGCAUUGUUUAUCGCUGGCCCAAACACAGAUGCUCUUGGACCGGGAAUCUAUCUCAAAGCAUCUUUAAUCAACAAUAGUUGUGAUUUCAAUUCAAUUACGGUAUACGAUGGCACCACACUCAGCUUACGAGCAACAAGACCGAUCAUCAAAGGACAGGAGAUUACCAUAUCAUACCUAAGUCCGUUGCAACCUAGUAAUAUCCGACGAAAAAUGCUACAAGAGAAAUAUGGUUUUAAUUGCACAUGCCCUCGUUGUGAGAAUAAGGAAGUUGAUGCAAAAAUGCAAAGCAUCGUCUGUGAGAAAUGUAAAGGUCAGAUACUUAGGAAAAAAUAUAAGACAUUUAUGAAAUGCAGUGUUUGUGAUCAGUUGCCGUCUCAAAAACAUGUGUCUGCUAUAUUGGCUAUUGAGACUGAGAGCAUUAUUUUUGUAGAAGAAACAAUAAAAUUGCAGCCAAUCAGUGAUAGACAAUUUGCAUAUGCUUUAGACCUGAGCAGAAGACAAAAAUGCUUUCUACAUCGACUGCAUUAUCUCCGUGCUAAAACCUUCGACAGAGUGGGCCAUAUUUUAAUUAAUAUGAACAACUUCAAAGAUGGUAUUCCUAUGCUUGAAGAAGUUAUAUUGACUUACGAAAGUUUAUAUCCUCCUUAUCAACCUUUAAUUGGAAUAUAUUGUGAAAGACUGGCCGUUGUCUAUAUGCAAGUUUUGAGGUUUGAGGAAGCUCGCAAACGCCUCAUUCAGGCACUUGCAGCAUUGAAAAUUACCCACGGCGAAGGUCACCCUUUCUAUCGGGAAACAAGUAAAACACUUCAGGGAGUAGUAUGGACGCUUUCAUAGUGUCUCACUGUCGUUUGUAUGUGUCCCUUGUCUGCACGGUUUGAAAGUUGUGUGGGCCCGGUAAGCAGUUGCGAGCGGAGCGAGGGCCUCGGUUGGGGUCCAGGGUCUCUAAGGCCCUCGAAAAAUAAGCAUUUUUUUACAUUUUGCGUGCCUUUUUAUAAUGUAAUCUUACCAGUCCAAUCAAAAUGGACAACCACAAUGAGGUAACCAAAAGCCAACAUGUGAUCCAUACCCAAAGUCGACCUGUUGUAUCGUUGAAAUCAAUAUUCAGAAACUUUUUGCAAAUUAUUGGUGGGGCAUACAAUAAAAUUGGCCCACCCACUAAAACUUAUGAGUAUGGGCCUAAGCCUGUACCACCGCCAAUGCAUUUCUGUGGAUUUCACUUAGUUCAAAUACAUUAAAUGAAAGGAGAGUUACUAAAUAUUCACUUUGACGUAUAAUUAUAUGUGCUUGUUACAAAUUUAAAUAUUUAAUUGAUAUACCGUACUGUACUAUGAAUUUAUGACUAUAAGCAUGCUUUAAAAAAAUAUAACCAAUUGAGGCAUCAUUUCAUAAAUACACUGACAUAUAAUGAAAGACUCUGUCAGAACCUAUGUAUAAAAAUAUAAUAUCAAUCAUCAAUAUCAAAAAUAUAAUGUCAGUCAUUUCUAUUUCAUUACGAAGUCUGGAAUCCGUGAAGUACAAACACCUGGUUAUCACGUACAUUGGCUAUGGUCAUGUGAAAAUUAAUUGAUAGGGAAAUGUGCUUUGGUAUAAUUAAUUAUAGUUAAUGUUGUUGUAUAAAAUAACUUUUUGAAAAAGACGACUUAGUAGACUUAUUAUGCAUGCCUGAAACAAAUUUAAUCAUAACCGAUGAUGGAUAAAUAGGCCUAUGUAUUUCAGUUGGUAUGUAUGUGUAAAAAUAUUAUUAGUAAAAAUAUAUAGAUGUAAACAAUAUUUAAGCUAUUAUCUUUGUAAUAACAGGGUUUUUUAAUUCAUUUUAUUAACAUUUAAUAAAAGUAUAUACAGUAAGUAUUUUUCUUAUUAUCGAAAUAAAUAUAUAAAGCUUGUUAAAAAUGUCAUUAAACAUGCCAAUAAACAGAUGGGCCUCUCACGAUUAAUUAUUACGGGCCUAAGUAAUACGGUAGCUUUUGCAAUAUUGAAAUUCCUAAGUUAUAAUAUAGGCCUGUGAGGCUCCUGUAUUAAUUCUAUGGAUGGGUUGUUUUUUUUUAUCCAACCGUUUACAAUGUGUUAGGUAUUCAAAUACUUUGUCAAAAUGUGAAGAACUCUCCGGUGUUCCUCAAGGAACCGCCCGUGGCCCAGUAAUUUUUUAUGUGUCUUAUAGUUAAUAAAGAAGCUCGAAUUGACGCGUAUUAUAAUGACAUUAACAUGAUAAAAACGAUAGUUGGAAAUACUUCCAUCAACCAGUAUCCAGUAUCCAAAUUGAUUUAGAAGACUUUCAUGUGGGUUGAUGUUAAUCAAAUGUCCCCUAAUCCAUUCAAAUGCAUGUAUAUGAAUGUCACCUUUGCGGAAAUCCCACUGUUUUACCACUAAAAUUAUGUGGACAAGAUCUGCAAUGCGUAAACAUGCUCAAGAUUCUUGUUUUCAAAAUUACGAAAGACGUUAAAUGGGACGCCUACGUUCCGUGACAUUCGUAAGUGUGCAAGUUCCAGGAUUAUUAUUUGUAUAUAAAUUAAAUUCAAUACAUUGAAUGAAUUAAAGAAAAGACGUGAAAUUUGUUACAAUUUUGCGAAAUCAGUAAUGAUGUCUUACGAAUUCCGUAGCUGGUUACCGAAAUUAAGAUCGAAGUGGUACCUCCCCCAGAAAUGGCAAUUAACUAUCUAUGCCUAAGGUCCGUACGGAAAGCCCAAUUCCGUUCUUGGUCAUAUUGUUUAAUGAAAAAUGUAUUGUUUGUUCAUUCCGGCUUGUCGUUUUUCUGCUUUUUGAAUUGGCAUUCUGCAUAUAAUUGCUUUUCGCCUUAUUAUAUGUGUUUGCGAUGAUUUUAAUGUUAAUAUUGCGUUCAUUCAGAUUUUGCUGUG
Anneissia japonica is the source of this 3451-nucleotide messenger RNA. Its product is annotated as histone-lysine N-methyltransferase ASHR1-like. The coding region runs from base 51 to 1433 and encodes 460 amino acids. The record is from RefSeq and is a predicted model, not a curated record. Gene Ontology annotation, cellular component: nucleus. Lineage: Eukaryota; Metazoa; Echinodermata; Crinoidea; Comatulida; Comatulidae. The transcript is spliced from 11 exons. Gene Ontology annotation, molecular function: protein binding.